Molecule: messenger RNA, 1544 nt
Organism: Scylla paramamosain (green mud crab)
Lineage: Eukaryota; Metazoa; Arthropoda; Malacostraca; Decapoda; Portunidae
Exons: 2
Coding region: 25-945 (306 amino acids)
Source: RefSeq, a predicted model, not a curated record
UUUCAGUGAUCCAAAACAGUAAUUAUGUCUAGAAAGGAGAAUCAAACCAUUGCAGACUUUAUAGAAAUUUAUAAAGAUGAACCUUGUCUGUGGAAGAUUAAAUCUGAAGAUUAUCACGAUCGAACUAAGAAAGAUGCAGCAUAUGCCAAAUUAUGUGUUAAAUUGCAAGAAAUUGAGCCUGGUGCUACAAAGAAAUCAGUGGUUGCAAAAAUCAAUAGUCUCAGAUCCGCCUUCAGAAAAGAGAGAAAAAAAGUACAAGAUUCAAAGAAGUCAGGAUCAUCUACCGACAGUAUUUAUAGAACAAAUCUUUGGUAUUAUGGUCUCAUGGAUUUUCUUCAUGAUCAAGAAGUUCCAAGAAAAUCAACAUCGAACUUGGACAUUGAAACUAAUCAGGAUUCUCAUGAGCAUUCUCAUUUGGCGGAAGAGGAAGGUUUGAAUGAAGGGAGAGACAAUAAUGAAUCAAAAAAUGGUACUGUGGAGCAAGUGACAGACAUGUCAGAAGUACAAGGAAAGUAUGCUACCGGUUCACGCCCUGGUGCCAGUAAGAGGAAGAUGCAAAAUUAUGAUCUGACGGCAGAAGUUCUAACAACGAUGCGAGACCAUUUCAAGAAACCAAACAAAGAAGUACCUGAUCGUUAUGAAUUGUUUGGAAAAACAGUAGCCUGUAGGUUGCGAGGGAUGAACAAACAUUUGGCAUUAAUUACUGAAAAGAAAAUAAAUGACAUACUAUUUGAUGCAGAAAUUGGUCAAGUUCAUUCACCAUCAGGCAGUUAUCCAUCAUCUACUCCAAGUCCAUAUAAUAACGCGUGUACUGCACCAUCUCCAUCUCCAACAUUUGAGCGAAGCGCUUUGACGAAUCUUCAACAUGGAGCACCUGGUUAUUCUAUCGCGCAUUCGGAGGAUUCGGUGGCAACCUUCUUCUCUCAAUAUAAUCCUAAUAUGUGAUGUGUCGACUCAUGACAUAAUUUCAAAUAGCAUAUAAAAUACUUAUAAAUGCAAUAAAGUUAUGAAAGGAAGCCAUAUUACUUUUGCAAUAUCUGUAUUCACUUAAAGGAAUGUGAUGUUCUUAUUUCCAUGGACCAAUGUAGUACCUAAAUAUUUUACUUGUGUGAUUACAUUGAUGUAAUUGAGUUACAUAGAAGAUUAAUAGAAUUUUUUUUCCAUUUCAUUCCAUUAAUUUUGUUUUUGCACACUUAUAAGAAUGGGAUGUUCUUAUUUUCAUGGACCAAUCUAAUGCCUAAAUAUUUUUACUUGUGUGAUUACAUUGAUGUAAUUAAAUUACAUAGAAACAUUAAUAUAACUGUUUUUAAAUUUUGUUCCAUUAAUUUCGUUAUUGUACAACGAAAAGUACUUGAACAUGAAUUGGCAAAUCACAGGAAAUUUAAGUAUUUGUGCAAUGUCACUAUUUGUUUUUCUAAAAUGGUAAAUAAAUUUAUAAAAUACAUACCUGCAUAUACAUCCGCAAAACCUGGAACAAUGCGUCGCACGUUUCAGGGAUGAUUUUUCCAAGAGCUUGAGGAGAUAUUCUAGUGGAGAACUUAAGG